Messenger RNA from Copidosoma floridanum, 895 nucleotides. RefSeq lists its product as uncharacterized. The record is from RefSeq and is a predicted model, not a curated record. NCBI's taxonomy places the organism in Eukaryota, Metazoa, Arthropoda, Insecta, Hymenoptera, Encyrtidae. Gene Ontology annotation, cellular component: extracellular region. Gene Ontology annotation, molecular function: chitin binding.
GAGGGCAGUGCUCGUCGCGGUGGGCAUCGGUGGGCUGUUCCUGGCGUCGUUUGCCGGUGGCAUGCAGCAGCACGACAAGGGGGAGGGAGGCGGCGACAACGAGGGAGUCAGUAGUAGCCGAGUAACAAAGCGAGCGAAGCCCCUGGAUCCGGAGGAGGAGAAGCGCCAGCAUCAGGCCGAAGAGGAGGAGGACGACUACUAUUACGAGGACGACGUGGACGAACGGAACAAUCCAACGAACGAGGCGCCGGUCGUACCGCCCGGAUUCCUCAGCCCGUCGGUGCGCGCGUACUUGGACCUCGGCAAGUCGAUACCCGGUCGACCAGGAACGGACUACCCAGUACUGGGAAAAGUACCCUACACACAGUUCUACUGCGACGACCAGCCUUACCCGGGUUUUUUCGCCGACAUGGAGACGCGCUGUCAAGUCUGGCACUACUGCGACAUAGACGGUCGACAAGCUAGCUUCCUCUGUCCCAACGGCACUCAAUUCAGCCAGGCGGUCUUUGUCUGCGAUUGGUGGUUCAACGUGCGCUGCGAACUCAGUCCUAAGCUCUACGCCAUCAACAGUCGACUUUAUCAGCGAUCAACCGAGAGCCCCACUCGACCGCAUCGAGUUAUCACCAAGGAAUUGGUUGAGAACAUUUUUACCAAGCGAAAAUGAAGAUCUGAUAGUUACUAAGGUGUAUUUUGACAGUAAAACAGAAGAUCAACGAGAUAAAAAAGCGACAGAGAAUAAGGUUAUGUUACAUAACCUCAUUUGUAUAAAGUAAUCCACACUUGAAAUGGACUAAACAUUUGUACUGUUUACGUAAUGCAGAAUAAUAUACUUCGUACCAUGGACACAAAUAACGACUUGCGUAGCCCAAGUAUCGAUUGUUGUACCUUUGUAUCC